UGACGUAGGUGAUCACGUGUUGUUUGUGCUGUGGCCCGGAGACUUGUGUGCAGGCGGAGGAGAGCGAGUUGCUAACAACUAGCUGGAGACACACGAUUGAACGUGGCCAUGCUGCACACGGUAGGCUUUAUUUCUUAAAACGAGGCCGAGUGCAAUAGUUGUUUGCUGCUACAAGGGACACUUUAUGGAUUAAAAAAACAACAACAACCGCUUGGCGAAUAGUGCAAUCUGUGCCGUGCAUUAGCUGGCCUAACCGGACUUGAGCGCUGGUCUCCCGACAUAAGAAUGGGGUAGUGGUCCGCUUGGAUUAGCUUGCAAGUCAAGUGACCUUUGAUUGCGUUUUCGAAUGGCAAAUUUCACGAAUUACUCGGAAGGCAAGGCAGCGAAAUUGAAGCUGGAGACGCAGCAGAGGAACGUGGGCUCUAAGUCUACCGAUGCAACCGUAGAUGGCUCGGUCAGGGAACCCCCUUCCCCGUUAAUUAACAGCAGCAGCAGCGGAGGCGGUGGCUGUCGUUCCCAUCAGUUGCCGCCCUCCUACCAACACCACCUUGAGUCGUAUCACUACGAGCUGGCGUCGCAUCAUCAUCUUCAUCAUCUCUCCGCGGACGUCGCUGAAACCCCGGGCAGAAAAUCGUUGUCCCCGGUGGAGCACGGCGCCACUGCCACCACCACCAGCAGCAGCAGCAGCACCACCACCACCAGCGGCGGCCUUGCGUACGAGGCUGGCGGCGUGUCAAACCCGCCGGACGCAGUGGACGACAUUCGAAAGUGUGGCUACCUGCGCAAGCAAAAGCACGGACAUAAGCGCUUCUUCGUGCUGCGCGCCUCCAGCCACCUGGGCCCCAGCCGGUUGGAGUACUACGACAAUGAGAAGAAAUUCCGGAGCAGCUUGCGCGGGGGAGCCGGACCGGCGGGCCCUUCCUCACCCAAGAGGGUGAUUUACCUCUACCAGUGCUUCACUGUCAACAAGAGAGCAGACUCUAAAAACAAACACCUCAUUGCUCUUUACACCAAGGAUGAGUAUUUUGCUAUUGUGGCGGAAAACGAGCAGGACCAGGAGGACUGGUACGUGGCCAUCAGCGAGUUGAUGAGCGAGGGCAGGAAGGGGCAUUUGAUUACGGACGAUUUGGAUGAUGGAUAUGGUACGGUCACCCCUGGCACUGUUUUCAAGGAGGUGUGGCAUGUGAAUGUCAAACCCAAAGGACUCGGUCAAACUAAAAACCUCACGGGCUUGUAUCGCUUAUGCCUUUCGUCCAAAACCCUUCACCUGAUCAAGUUGAACUCUGAGACCCCCUGCGUGAACCAGCAUCUGAUGAACAUCAGGCGCUGCGGAAACUCUGAAAGCUUCUUUUUCAUCGAGGUGGGUCGCUUCUCCUCGAUCGGACCGGGGGAAAUAUGGAUGCAGGUGGACGACUCUGUCGUGGCCCAGAAAAUGCACGAGACGCUUCUGAACACCAUGAAGACCCUGAAGGCCUACGUGGAGAUCAGGCCUCGGAGUAAGAGCCAGUCAUCGGGCUCCAACCCCAUGCCGUUUGUCACCACGCACCGGCACCUUAGCAACCUGCCGCCGAGCCAGACGGGCUUGCCUCGACGUUCCAGGAUGGAGUCGGUGGUGGGAACGCCGCCGUCUAGCAAGAGCUCCGGCGCUAGCGGUUACCGCUUCCGCACAUCCAGCGAAGGGGAGGGGACCAUGAACCGACUGUUUCGUUCCACGACAGGAAGCCUGGUCCACCUUAACUCGGGGCGUCUUCAUCUUGGCCGCGCUGAGGCGGACCUAGGUGGUAGCGCCGGCGUGGUGCUGGGAAAUGCCGGCACGAGCGCCGGGGCCGGGCGCCACGUGCGGGCCGUCCCCGGGUCAUCGGCCUCUACUUACCACGCCCGCUCCGCCUCCCUUCCGGUCUCCCACCCUUUCACCACAAGCCCGGUCAGCGUGUCCUCCAGCAGCGGCCACGGUUCUGUCUCAGACACCCUCACACGGCCAUCCAGCGCAUCAAUAUGCGGCUCUCCGUCCGACGGCGGCUUCAACUCGUCUGACGAGUACGGAUCCAGCCCCGGGGACUUCAGGUACUUCCGGGUGCGCAGCAACACCCCCGAUUCCCUGGGCAACACCCCGCCGAUCCGAGAGGAGAACUGCUUGAGUGACUACAUGGCAGUGGGCUGGAACCGGGAGGUGUUUGGCACCAGCGCUGGCUCCGGGAACAGCAGUGGCGCCAACACACCGCGAGACGAUAGCACGUCGACGACAGAAGACGAGCGCUUUUUUUCUCAAAGGAGAAGGAGAAGCGCUGGGCCCGGCGUAGCCGUUUAUCAAAAAAUGACUCAAACCAAUUUUUCUUUAGAAGAAUCGGCCGACGCGUCAGACAGCUCCUGUUCCGAGCACAGCCAGCAGAGCCGGCCCUCGACGUCGCAGCCGCCUCCGCCGCCAUCCUCCGCCAAGGAAGAUAGCAGCUACGUACCCAUGCAGUGCGGCGUGGCUCCGUCGCCGAGGGACACGCCUCCCGACUACAUGCCCAUGCAUCCCGGUUCUCACCCCGUUUCCCAACCACGUCAGUUUCAGAGUCCAAAUUUGGGUCCCCGCUCGGCCAAGCCCCAGUCGCAAUCCUCCACCGACGCUCACGGCUACAUGAUGAUGCUCCCGGGAUGCAGGGGCAGCUCUCCCUCCCCGGUGCAGGCCUCCCUCAGCCCCCCCCACAGCGGCGCAAGCACCAGUGACAGCAUAGCAGAGAGACCCGCCAACGCGGCGGCGUACAUGGACAUGUCUUGCGGCGGCAUUAUGGGGCAGAAGCUGGACGGCAGCAGCGGGUCCUAUGGCGCCGAAGUCUGGAGGUCUUUCAGCCCUUAUUUCUCCCUCCCUCGCUCCUACAAGGCCCCCACCAGAGAGAGCGAUGAGAAAGAGUGCGACGACUAUGUUCGGAUGGCCUGUCUCGGCAAGCCGGUCCACGCCUCGGUCGGCGCGACUCCCUCAUCCGCACCCGAGAGGAGGGCUGGCGGCGGCGGUUGCCCUUCCACACCCUCACACCCACCCCCGCCUUACGAAGCUCACCACACCACGUCCGCCGUGGCUGACGGGCGUGUCAUGAGACCCAACCGCCUGCCUUUAGGCAGGAGGAGUUUCCACGGUCCGCUGCGAGUCAGCGAGGCCUCCGCCUCAUCCGCAGUUACCUCCACCUCGGUCCCCACGGCCGGGAUCGCGACCAAUAGGCCUCCGAGUCCUGGGGAGUAUAUCAACAUCGACUUUGUGGAUCAUUACCCCCACCAACAGCAGCCUCCUGCCUACCCUUUUCCCAGCAAGGAUGAAGCCCCCACCCAAGCCUCCAGCGACCACCGUCGAACCCCCCCCUUACCCCAAACCACUCAGGACUACAUGAGUAUGGAAGUGGGUCACGACCAUCAGGACAGCGAUGGCUGUCUAGGUAAGAGCCAGUCACCUAGACCCAGCCUGGUGGCCCCCUGGAACCCUCCCAGCUAUAUCCGACCCUUGGCUAGUAAUUCCGGUGCUUUGGCCUCCCCCGGGGUCCAUGCCGGAGGUCACUGGAGGUCAGUGGGCGACGACUACACUAAAAUGACGUACAGCAAGAAGGGCGAAAGGACUCAAACGAGCCCUACAGACAUGCUGCAGCAUCUCUGCGUGAUGGAGGGAUGCUACAGUCAUGGUGGCUCCUCCUCCGCCUCCCCCAUACCCCCCACCUUGCCCCCAAGGAGCCCAGCAAGGAGCCCAGCAAGGAGCCCAGCAAGGAGCCCAGCAAGGAGCCCAGCAAGGAGCCCAGCAAGGAGCCCAGCAAGGACACCGGCGCAUCCCCCGGAACCAAAGGUCGUCCGGGCCGACCCUCAAGGCAGGAGGAGGCAUAGCUCGGAAACCUUCUCCUCCACCUCCUCCUCCACUUCAACGCCUUCAUCCUCGGCGAGCCACCCGAUGCCGACGGACUCUGCGACCUCAAAUGGGUCACACGCAGGCCUGCCAUCCUUCGACAGCGUGUGGAUGUCGGUGGAAAGUCGCCGGGACCCGGACCAGCUUUUCUCAUCAGGUCCGGCCACAGCAACCGGCACCUCUGCGUCCUCUCCCACCUCGACCGGCGGAAUGUACGCAAGCGACGUGUCUGUGGGAUACCAAAAUGGCCUCAAUUACAUCGCCCUGGAGGUGAGAGAUGACGGGGGCCGUACGGACGCGUCCGCGGAUGUCAACGAGAGCGCCGCAGUGCCAGAGAACGGCGCCCGUGCUGGUCUCGAAAUCAAAUCAGAAGGCGUCUCCACGACGACCAAGGGUGAGUACAUUUGCUUUUGUAUGAAACAAAGACCUUUUGAAAUAGAAUAGAAUGUUUUUUUCUUCGCAGGCUAAAAAUAAGCCUUUGUGUUCUGUGCUAUUUUUAGUUUUGUUUUAUCAACUCGCUGUUCCUCCACAUGUAAAAGCUCUAUUUUGGCUCUUGACGGUACGUAGCUUUGUCAAGAUCAGAGAACCGCUGAUGUUUUGAAGCCAUCCUGACCUGCUAGUCCUGUCGUGUGCGUGCGUGCAUUGUUACCAGGUAUCGGGCUGAUACCAAGCUUACUUGAAGGUAUCGGGUACUCCCAGAGGUUGCCGAUACAGGCCACAGAUACUUCAGGCAAAAAUAAAAAUCUGAUUAGUAAGUCUUCCUAGUUGGUGCUACAUUGCAGCAGAUUGAAACGUCGAACAAGUUCAGAAAGUUCUUUUCUCAGUUUUUUUGUCAUUAUGUUAAAUCAAAUGGAAUUUUACAUUCCAGGUAUCGGUUGGCGGUAUCGGUGAAUACUCAUAGUGGGAAAAAUGGUGUCAAACAUCCAGUGUUUUUUUUCACAUUUUGGAAGUUGUUGAGACUUUGCGAGGUUAACCCUAACCCCCCCAAAGUUUAGCUCACUUCCUCAGCAAACAUGCCAUGCGGGCAUGAGUCAGGACCGUUUGAGCACCAGCUGACUCGAGUGCGCGCUUAGCAGCCGUCACCGCGAGCGUGCCGAGUCGCGGCGGCCGCCGCUUUGAUGUCAUCGUGGCGGCGGCGUGUCAAGGCAACGCAGCGGCGACGGGAGGAAGGCAUCAUCUCUCUGGAAUGCGCUUCCGCUCAGCUGUGGCACGACGGGACACCUGCUUCGUUUACAGCGGGGGUCAAAGGGCUUUGCUUUCGAUGUUGCAUCCGAAUUUUUUUUUUAUGUGUGGAGUGACUUGCGUCAGGCAAGGGGUGUGGUGGGGUCAAGAGCCAAAGUCGUACGAGGCUGGCCUUUAAGCUCUGGCGUUGCCACCUAUGCGCCUGCCGGAUUUCUAUAUUUACACGUCUAUUUCCAGGCUGAUGUGAGUUUACGGCCGUGCUUGUAACAAGACCUCCAUUUCCACUUGGAGUGCUCUCAAGGGACAUUAGAAGGAUCUCUCAAAUCAUCUAUGUGUGAUACCUGGCAACCGUGAUGUCAUUUUCAGUUGAUAACAGGGGGUACAACAUAUUUAUGUCAAGAAAAUUUUGGUGUUGACAUCUUUAAUUUCUUGUUUAAUAGUCAUUAUCCUUGCUGUUGAACUACAAUUGGAUUAACUUUGACUUUGGGACCGCAGCAAGAACAAGGCUCCGAUUGGCUCGUUUGUUUGAUGGCGAUUUAGGAAACUCGGUCUCCGCGAGUCGGCCGCCCGGCCUCGGCCGCAGGCGGGCUUGCCGGCAUUCCAGCAGCGCCGCCUGUCAAAGCGACGGCAUUGUGGCGUCCCGCUCGCAUUGUCGUCGUACAAAAGCUGCACUUUCGGUGGAAUAACCCAGCUGCGCCGGGGUCACACCGGGCACGGGUCCCUGCCAAAGUUGAGAAAGUGAAACCGGGAGUCAGAGAGUUGGGAGAGUAGAUUCCCUUUGGUUAAAAAAAAAAACAACUUGUGAACUUUGCUUUUCAAACACUUGUUGUACUGCAACAAAACCGCACCAAGACGUGGCUAACCUGUUUUUGUGUCCUCACAGACUGAGCUGGAGCGGCACAGGAGGAGGUUACCCCCCCCCCUAAAAAAAAAAUAACUGGACUGAGAUGAUCUGCAGAAGACACAGACGAGAUGACAGAGAAAGGCUUGCAUAUUUUUCAUUCAUAUGAACUGUCUCACGUUUUAUUUUUCUUGUUUUAUAUGCAAAUCUUCACUGUCUUCUUUUGUUUUUUAAACUCGCGUCUCUGGUCAAGCGCCAGUGUUUGCUGCCCUGUCGCGGUGAGCAGGCGGUUCAACUUCCUCAUAUGGUGUUAAAAAGGGAGGCAGUCUUGAUACAAUCUUGAUUUUUAUGCUUUUUUUUUUUAAUUUUAUUUUUAACCAUCCAGCCUCACCUCGCUAUGGUACCGUACAGUUAUUACGUUGUGGAGAGCGUUGUUGUAGAGAAUGUGUAUAUACACAGUAUAAUCUAUUUUUUUGGGAUGCACUUGUUCACUUGACCUAGAAUGGCUUCCUGCUCCCUAACAGGAAGUAAAAUUUCCUUUUGGUACACUUGCACAUAUUUAUUUGAGGUUCAAAUAGUUCCGGUACAUUGUUUUUUUUUAGCUCCUCGGCUAGCCGAGAAAUUAGCGAUGUGAUCAUGAAAUGACUGAGAGGUUGAUGUUCUCUUUUUUUAAACAUUUUCCAUUUUACCUCGCGUGUUGCACGGUACAAAGUCUCACAUGGGAUGCACACACACUAUUCACACAACCCAGGGUAGACCCCCUAAGUGACCCCCCCCCCCCCCCACCUCACGGAUGAUUAGGAUCCUUCCCAGCAGCGCACAUCCACAUGCCACAUGCUUCCGGGUGACGUGAAAUUUUUUUCCAGUUACCCGAGCUGCGGCUGCACGUGGACAUAGUUUGCCCCUUUAGACACACACGCACGCACACACACACGGGCAUCAAGCGCAGUGUUAGCCGAAGCCCCGCCCCCUUUUGGUGCGCUCCCGCAUCCGUAUGUAGCGUCUCCUGCCGCUUUCCUACAGCGGGGAUGUGAGCUUAAAUGCAACACCGAUUGACUGAUUAUUUUGGUUCACCAUUCUCCGAGUCACUCGUAUUUUUUUGUACGCGAGGCCGUCUUUGCGAGGUUUUUCCCGCCUAUGUCGGUGGUGUCCAAACUGCGGUACGGGGGCCACUUGCGGCCCGUCCGCCAUUUUCUAGCGGCGCUUAGAAUAUAUGGAAAAAAAUUAGUUUCAUAAAAAUCCCAAACUGUUUUGCUGCUAAAAUAAAAGCAAAAUAGCUCUAAAGCAGUGGUCACCAAGUUCCACAUGAGUAGCCGCCGUUCUAAAAAUAGCUGACCUGGGACUGAAGUGAUCAUUUGAAAAUGUAACCACUGGCUGAGAUUUAUAGAACUCAAGUGUUGCUUUUUGAUAUUUAUUCAUCUGUUGCGUAAUUUCUGUGAGAAAUCGUCUUAACAAAAAUGAAUGCCAUUACUUUUUUACAACAGCAUUAUUUAAAUAACCGAUAUUUUCAGAAGUGCUCAUCCUUCACAUAGCUCUCGGUUUCAAAGUGGUCCCCUGCUGUGAUACAAAAUUGGUUUUAGGGUUUUUCAGAAGGUCGGACUAAGCAAAAGGUUUGGACACCCCCGGCCUAUGUGGAUCCGUCUCAAAAUCAGGCCGGUCAGAACGGUCCCAAAGGUCCGUGUACUUGCUGUGCUAUUGUGACAUGGUCCUUUUUUAUAAUACAAAGCAAAAGUGCUAUUUCUCCUUUUUUGUCUUUUCAAUUCAAUAGCCAACCUUAUUUAUUUUUAAUUUAAGCGGUUUAUCACUACAUUACAGUAUUUCAGACUGGGCCAGCUCAGAUCGGACUGAUCAGCGUGUCCUCCUAGUCCGAAAUGGCUGCAAAGAAUCACGCUAGGACUUGUUUGAUUUUGUAGACUUCACUGCAUCCUUACGCAAGCGAUGCGUUUCCCCCUGUCCCCCCUCAUUUGUAUUUUAGUUGACGCCAAAAAAGCGGGGAGGUAUCCAAGCAACCUGCACACAAAGCGAUGCCCGGUUUAUUUUUUUGUGGCAUUUUGCAUUUUUUUGUAUUAAGAAAUUGGUUAUUUUUUGUAACUAUAUUCCAGUUCAUUUGCUGCUGUGUAGUACAGUUGAUUGAUAAGUGGUCCUCCUUUUGGAGGCGCGCCUCCUGCUACUUGUGUUCUUUUCCCACUCGAAUGCUGUUUGUUCAUAUUAGCCUUACAGAAAAGAGUAAAGUAGUGGGGAGACGCUUCUCCUUCGUACCUCCUCCAUUUGGGAAAAAUCAACCUCACAGUUUCUCCUACAAAUAAGGAGAAGUUGUGGCUUUUUUUUUCACGCCGCCGUACGUGAUGUUUAUAUUGUUCCAACCUUUGCUUUCCAUAGAGCUAUUGCAAUAAAAAUGUUCAUGUU
Molecule: messenger RNA, 8297 nt
Organism: Syngnathus acus (greater pipefish)
Lineage: Eukaryota; Metazoa; Chordata; Actinopteri; Syngnathiformes; Syngnathidae
Gene: irs4b
Product: insulin receptor substrate 2-B
Exons: 1
Coding region: 347-4312 (1321 amino acids)
Biological process (GO): insulin receptor signaling pathway
Cellular component (GO): plasma membrane; cytosol
Molecular function (GO): insulin receptor binding; phosphatidylinositol 3-kinase binding
Source: RefSeq, a predicted model, not a curated record